Choloepus didactylus (southern two-toed sloth) is the source of this 2673-nucleotide messenger RNA. It is a transcript of the gene IMPG1, whose product is annotated as interphotoreceptor matrix proteoglycan 1. The transcript has 17 exons. Gene Ontology annotation, biological process: visual perception. Lineage: Eukaryota; Metazoa; Chordata; Mammalia; Pilosa; Megalonychidae. The record is from RefSeq and is a predicted model, not a curated record. The coding region runs from base 1 to 2394 and encodes 797 amino acids.
AUGUAUUUGGAAACUAGAAGAGCUGUUUUUGUUUUUUGGAUUUUUCUCCAAGUUCAAGGAACCAAAGAUAUCUCCACUAAGAUAUUCCAUUCUGAAACCAAAGACGUAGACAAUGCCCCAAGAAUUAAAACAACUGAAAGUACUGCAAAAAUGUACAAAGUUUCAACCAUGAGACGAAUGUUCAAUUUGACAAAGCAUCGAACAAAAAGAUCAGCAUUUUUCCCAGCUGGGGUUAAAGUCUGUCCACAGGAAUCCAUGAAACAGAUUUUAGCCAGUCUUCAAACUUAUUAUAGAUUGAGAGUGUGUCAGGAAGCAGUGUGGGAAGCAUAUCGGAUCUUCCUGGAUCGCAUCCCUGACACAGGAGAGUAUCAGGACUGGGUCAGCAUCUGCCAGCGGGAAACCUGCCUCUUUGACAUUGGGAAAAACUUCAGCAGCUCUCAAGAGCACCUGGAUCUUCUUCAGCAGAAAAUGAAACAGAAAAGCUUCCCUGAGAGAAAAGAUAAAGUAUUUAUAGAGAAGCCACUGGAAGAGCCAAUUGAAACCCCUGUGUUUUCAACAGAUGUUGCCAGUGUCUCACUCAGGCCCUUUCCUCUCACUCCUGAUGGCAGUUUCCUCAAUGAAAUUCUAAGUAAUACCCUCAACUACACCAAGAUGCCUGCAACGGAAAGAGAAACAGAAUUCACUAAUGUGUCUGAGGGUACGCUGGAGCAGAAGGUGGAGCUCAGCAUCACUCUGGCAAACCAGAAGUUCAAGGCAGAACUCACUGACCCCAAGUCCCCUUACUAUCAGGACCUGGCAGAAAAGUCUCAACUUCAGAUGCAAAAGGUAUUUAAGAAACUUCCAGGAUUCAAGGAAAUUCAUGUAUUAGGAUUUAGACCAACAAAAGAAAAAGCUGGUUCAAGCUCCAUAGAGGUGCAACUUGCGGCCAUCUUUAAGAGAGACAAUGCAGAAGCAAAAAGCCCUGCAAGUGACCUCCUGUCUUCGGACUCCAACAAAAUUGAAAGUGAAGGCAUCCCUCAUGGACUCAUGGAAGAGGACAAGCAAUCAGAAAUCUAUCUCACACCUGUUGACCUCAAAAGGCUGAUCAGCAGAGCAUUAAAGGAAGAUCAAUCUUUGGAUGUGGGGACAAUUCAGUUCACUGAUGAAAUUGUUGCAUCAUUGCCAGUUCCAGAUCCCAACACACAAUCAAUGCUGCCUACAGCACUUGCAGAUCUCAAAAAGGGUGCUACUUUGAGUACAGAACUUCAUUUUGGUCAACCCAGGCUUGCGACAGUUGAUGGAGCAGGGCAUACUUUAUCCGACCAUUCUUGGUCUCUGUCUGCUAAGGCCUCUACUUCUCCAUCAGAAACUCUACCUUUCUUUACUGGAUUGAGCUUCAUCUCUCCAACUAUUCAAAGUGCCAGAGACAUAAUGUCCAUUGAGACAACAGCACUGGUUCCUGGGGUAACCAUCCCCACCAAAGAUUACUCUGUCAUCAGCCAAUCUGCUCUGGAGAUGUCAUAUUCUCCUGCAUCUUCAGAAGAAAGCAGGUUGACUACAGGCAGUGCGGUCAGAGACCCGGAUGGAAUAGAUCUGUCGAAGACUCUUGCCUCAUCUGAAGUACCAGGACACAGUGGAUAUGAUUCUACCCCAGAUCAUUUCUUGGAGAAUACCACUCCUGUCCCAGCUUUACAAUUUAUCACCACUAGUUCUAUGACCACCACUACCAAGGGCCAAGAAAUGGUUGUGUUCUUUAGUCUACGUGUUGCUAACAUGCCCUUUUCCAACGACCUGUUCAACAAGAGCUCUCUGGAGUACCAAGCUCUGGAGCAACAAUUCACACAGCUGCUGGUUCCAUAUUUGCGAGCCAAUCUUACAGGAUUUAAGCAACUUGAAAUACUAAACUUCAGAAAUGGAAGUGUGAUCGUGGAUAGCAAAAUGAGGUUUGUGAGAUCAGUGCCCUAUAAUCUCACCAAGGCCGUGCACAGGGUCCUGGAGGAUUUUCGUUCUGCUGCAUCCCAACAGCUUGAUCUGGAAAUAGUCAGCUACUCCCUUGAACUUGAGCCAGCCGAUCAAGCAGAUCCCUGCAAAUUCCUGGCCUGCAGCAAAUUUUCCCAGUGUGUAAAGAACGAGGAGACCAAGGAAGCGGAAUGUUGCUGCAGAGCUGGGGAUGAGAGCCAGGGGGGCAUGGACCACCUGGACCCAGGCUUCUCUAUCGCCAAAGAGGAAAGUGAGGUCAUCCAGGGCAAGGCAACCACAUACAGGCCACCAGAUUACUCUAAAAAUAAAGCUUACAAAAUUCGUGCUAAAAAAUUCCAACAUCAACAAAAUAACAAGGUAACCAGGAAAGGAAAUUCUGAAUUACUGACUUUAGGAUAUGAAGAAUUUAAUCAUCAAGGUUGGGAAGGAAAUUAAAAACUGACAAUGUUCAAAUUAUAAUUUAAUCUAUCUCAAGAAUCAUGAUCUACUUUUUCAAAGAAAACUGUACCUACUCUGUCAACAUCCUGAACACAUAAGCAGGCAUCUUCACUGUCUAUAUCACUGACUAUAAUCCAGGUGUAUAGUCAACAUUGAGAACCAGCAACCCCCAUGUUUCAAAUAUAUGAGAUUCAAUAUGUACUUGAUGACUGAUGAAUUCUGAAGAAAAAGAUGCUGAUUAUCAAAACCCAAAAACAAUCAGUGAAACAUAUGUCU